ACAGAUCUCAACAGACGCGACGGAUUCACUGCCUUGUUGAUCAAAUUGAUAAAAUUUCCAACUGCUUGAAGAAUCAAUAGAUGUGGCGAACGACUCUUUGAAUGUAUUGAGUUUAGUCCAAGCAAAUUUCUCUCGUUCGCCACAUCUAUUGAUUCUUCAAGCAGUUGGAAAUUUUAUCAAUUUGAUCAACAAGGCAGUGAAUCCGUCGCGUCUGUUGAGAUCUGUUGAUUAGCGAAUAGUCAUUUGGCUGAUCUAUUAUUCACUACCCUCACCCGCAACAUACAGAGUAGUAAUUGAUGUUAACAUACAAAAUGACUCGAUCGAUAUGAUCUCUUCGAAUGAAUUAUUUUAUUCAGGGAUUCUUCUACAACGGAUGAGGAACGAACCAAUCCUCGAUAUAUACCUCAGUUAGAAAUCAUCAAAGAGGCACAAGAUAUAAUUGCAAGAUACGAAAUACUUGGGCUUGAUGCGACACUGCUGCCUGAGUUCAGGAAUGAAAACGAACGACAAGAUGCAUUGAAUUCACUUCCGGAAGUUAUUCAAUAUCGGUUGCGUAACACUGAUACAGUUAUGAAUGAUAUUCGAGAACCUGAAAUGUUGAUUGAACGAGUUCGAAACAAUCUCGGCAUCACAGAUGUGCGUCGUCAAAUGGAAGAGAAACAAAGAUUGCUAGAAGAAUUAGAACAGCGAUGCAGUGAAAGACAAGCCGCUGUUCAAGAACAAAAACGGAUCCAUCGAUCAAUAAACAAUGCGAAACAUUGGAGAGUCGGAGUGGCCCCUUAG
Messenger RNA from Didymodactylos carnosus, 783 nucleotides. Lineage: Eukaryota; Metazoa; Rotifera; Eurotatoria; Philodinida; Philodinidae. The record is from the annotation of a GenBank genome assembly.